AUGUGGCCGAGCCAAAGAUAAACACGUAGCCGGACGGACAGGGGCGAGGACAACACACAGCACAGCACACAACACACAGUACACACAGGCUGCCUGCACGCCACAGAAAUGGAGUAGCCGAUGAGCAUAUAGAGACUUUUAUAGGCGAGGAGACAUCCGUGAAACCCGCGAAGGAGCGAGUCUUCCGCAGACACGACACGUAUCUGUAACUGAGUCCAAAAUGGUGCGAUCAACCUUGGUGACCGCCACCAGUCUGGCUCUGACUGGAGCUGUGGUGGCACACGCCUACCUCCUCAAACACCAGUUCUACCCGACUGUGGUCUACCUCACCAAGAGCAGCCCCAGCAUGGCGGUGUUGUACAUUCAGGCCUUUGUGUUGGUGUUCCUGCUGGGAAAGUUCAUGAGGAAGGUCUUUUUUGGACAGCUAAGGGCUGCAGAAAUGGAGCAUCUCAUCGAGCGUUCCUGGUACGCUGUGACCGAGACGUGCCUGGCAUUCACUGUGUUCAGGGACGACUUCUCCCCUCGCUUUGUCGGCCUCUUCACACUCCUGCUCUUCCUCAAGUGCUUCCACUGGCUGGCCGAGGACCGGGUGGACUUUAUGGAACGGAGUCCAAACAUAUCUUGGAUCUUUCACUUCAGAGUAUUAUCUCUCAUGGGACUGCUGGCUAUCCUAGACUUCCUGUUUGUCAACCAUGCCUGUCACAGCAUCAUCACCAGAGGAGCCUCAGUCCAGCUUGUUUUCGGAUUUGAGUACGCCAUCCUGAUGACCAUGGUGCUGACGACCUUCAUUAAGUACCUUCUGCACACCGUCGACCUGCAGAGCGAGAACCCCUGGGACAACAAGGCCGUCUACAUGCUCUACACCGAGCUCUUCACAGGUUUCAUCAAAGUGCUCCUGUACAUUGCCUUCAUGACCAUCAUGAUAAAGGUGCACACCUUCCCCCUGUUUGCCAUCCGGCCCAUGUAUCUGGCUAUGAGGCAGUUCAAGAAAGCUGUAACAGAUGCUAUCAUGUCUCGGAGAGCCAUCCGCAACAUGAAUACACUAUACCCCGACGCUACUCCUGAAGAUCUGCAGGCCUCUGACAACGUCUGUAUCAUCUGUAGAGAGGAAAUGGUCACCGGCGCCAAGAAACUGCCUUGUAAUCACAUUUUCCACUCCAGCUGCCUACGCUCCUGGUUCCAGAGGCAGCAGACCUGCCCGACCUGUCGCAUGGACGUCCUUCGUGCAUCCAACAACAAUCAGACUCCUGCACCAGCACAGGCCCCGCCCCCUGCUCCAGCUGCCCCCGCCAACGCCCCCGCAGUCCCGCCCGCCAACGUGGCCCCUGGCAUGUUACCCGGCUUUCCCCCCGGCGUCUUCCCCUUCUGGGGUCCCUUCCCCGCAGUGCCUCCCCCUGCUGCAGCGGCUGCAGCUCCGGGUGCCGAUGCUCCACAGAGCAGCACGGAGGCUACACAGGCAGCCGGCUCCAGCCAGUCCACCUCGUCCACCGCAGACGCCGCUGCAGGUGCUGCAGCUCCGGGAUCAGCAAUCCCAGGCUUCCCCUUCUCCUUCCCUCCUCCUCCCUUCCCCACUGCACCAUGGCUCAUGCCUCCCCCUCCUCCCUUCGUGUCGUCCAUGCCUCCUCCUCCUCCUUCUCUGUCCCGGCUGUCCGAGGAGGAGCUGAGGGAGAUGGAGGCGGAGGGUCGGCGGGGCCUCGAGGCCAGGCUCCAGUGUCUCCAGAACAUCCACACCCUGCUGGACGCCGCCAUGCUCAACAUCCACCACUACCUCACCACCGUCACCACACUCGCUCCUCCCCGGGCCGAGGCCAGCGCCGGAGCAGCCGGUGGGACAAACGACGCCGCCGCUUCGCCUCCGGAAGCUGGCAGCAGCACGGACAUACCCAGCCAGGAGAAGGACUCCUCCAGCUCCGAGCAGGUGGACGGAGCUGUAGUCUCCUCUCAGCAGGCUGACUCUACUUCCACCGCCUCGGACACGGAGAGAAAAGAAGAGCUGGACGAAGGAGCGGCGGGCGCGGAGGGGGAGGAGGACGGAGAGCCCAACGCCGCCGAGCUGAGGCGCCGCCGCCUUCGUAAGCUGGAGACCUCAUCGUCGCCAUCGUCCUCCCCGCCUCCUGACAACUGAUCACUCGCGCUCUGACUCGGGACUUAUUGCUCUGGACCAGCAGGAACUGUGAGCUGAUAGAUCGUUGCUUUGGUUCUUCAUCGCCUCUCUUCCUCGUGGCUCUCGCCUUCCACAGGCUCAGGUUCCUAACUGUUGUCGAGUUGGACUCAGACUACCGGGAGACGCGAUGGUUGGUCGGUACCACUCACCUGGACCGUUUCUGUGUCAGAAAGCAAUACCACGACUCCUAUUUAAUUUUUUUCAUUAACCCCCCCCCCCAGAUUGACUACUGCAAUAAGAAUACUGCAGCUGUUUGUAAGUUUAAUCAGGUGGAAGAGGAAUUUCGAACCCAUCUAUUUGGUCGGUGUAACGGAGACGGUGUUCGGACUUGUGUUUGGUAGUUUUACUGUCGGUGAGGUCUUUGCCUGCAAUUUGAUUUUUGUUUAAAUUCAGCUUCCUUCAGGCAUUAAGGUGGUGCCGCUCACCACGUCAACAUGUUACACAUCACCUGGAUCGGUGUCAACAACCAGUGAAUUCAAAUCAAUGGAAGUUUGAUCAGCUGCUUUGGCUCUCUUUUUCUUUAACAUUCAUCACUCUUCUGUCGCCACUGCAGUCGCUGUAUCAUACGGAUUUAUUUGAAUGUGUACAUACUGUAUAAAGAGUUUUAAUAGGAUGAUCUGUACAUAAUGCAGAAUAAACUGUUUGACUGAAAUGGCAGUGGCACAACAUGUACAAUGGUGUGUAUGUUCACAAACAAAUACCAUAGAUGGAUUUAAAGCACUUCUGUUCAGGCUUCCUGUGUCCGAGCUUUUAAUGUUUCCUUUGAAUUAGAGAUGAAUUAUUCCAAAGAUAUUUAGGAAAGAAAUUGGAAUGUUCUCGCACCAGAAAAAGCAACACU
Anoplopoma fimbria (sablefish) is the source of this 3002-nucleotide messenger RNA. RefSeq names its product synovial apoptosis inhibitor 1, synoviolin (gene syvn1). The record is from RefSeq and is a predicted model, not a curated record. Gene Ontology annotation, cellular component: cytoplasm. Bases 221 to 2125 code for a protein of 634 amino acids. The transcript is spliced from 16 exons. NCBI's taxonomy places the organism in Eukaryota, Metazoa, Chordata, Actinopteri, Perciformes, Anoplopomatidae.